Messenger RNA from Triticum dicoccoides, 623 nucleotides. RefSeq lists its product as uncharacterized. The transcript has 3 exons. Lineage: Eukaryota; Viridiplantae; Streptophyta; Magnoliopsida; Poales; Poaceae. The coding region runs from base 1 to 429 and encodes 142 amino acids. The record is from RefSeq and is a predicted model, not a curated record.
AUGAGAAACUUAACCAUCCAUAUAAACCUUCCCCAUGACCUCAUAGGUUCAUUGUCCAAAGAUUUUAGGUUACAACUUCUACAUCAUCUUCCUCCCACAUCAUCUUCCUCCAGCGACUCAAACUUCGAGAUCAACUUCAGAAUUAGCACUUCGGAGUUGUCUUCCUCCAGCGGCCACAAGACAGCUCCAUCGAGCAAUCAGGCAACAUUAAGAAUACACAAUGAAAAGAAAAGGUGGGCCACAUACCAAGGAAUGUUAGAAACCUACCGAGAUGGUUUAAACAAAUCAAAUAUGCAAUCCAACAAGACAAUCAGCAAAAUCGCAAGAUUAGAAAGGAGAAUGACACUUCAAGAGAGAGAAACAGAAGGUCUUCAAUCAUACAUGGAGAUGUGCCAGGCUCCGCAGACAGACAAAAAGGACAACCUUUGAUACAUGUGAAGUAAGAAAAUCUUUCACAUAGUUUCUCUCUUAUGCAUGUUAUCAUUCAUUUGGAUUAAUUACAUUCUCAAUUCAAAUGUUAAACUUUAAGAUCAAUGCCGCACGGUUGGUAUUACAGUAUACAGGAAGCAACAUUAUGUACCGUGCCUAUGCUAUACACAUCAACUAUGCAAUCUAUGUGCUAA